Pieris macdunnoughi is the source of this 1596-nucleotide messenger RNA. The record is from the annotation of a GenBank genome assembly. Lineage: Eukaryota; Metazoa; Arthropoda; Insecta; Lepidoptera; Pieridae.
AUGAAAUUAUCACGUAUAUUAUCUUCUUGGAUCAGUAAAUGGGGUGCUUUGUUGGAAGGCUCAGGCUUCGCGAAAAUUCAAAAAAAUAAAUGUGUGACACUAAUAUCUUAUCGUGAAAGUAGCGCUCUAAGUGCAGGCAAGGAACAAUGUAUUCUGGAUUCAUGCUGUAUAGGUCCUAAUUGCAGAGAACCCCGAGUAAUUAUUGUAGGAGCAGGCAUAGCUGGACUUUCUGCAGCCCAUCGACUAGUGCAAUGCGGAAUUCGUAAUUUUGUGGUGCUUGAAGCAAAAGAAAGACCAGGUGGCCGAAUUCACUCGUGCUGGCUUGGAGACUCUGUAAUAGAAAUGGGUGCUGAGUGGAUAUAUGGAGCUUGUCUCCCUAACGCUGUAUAUACUUUAGCUUCUUAUGAUAGACUCUUACAGUCACCGUUACCUCGACUAGACGCUUCGAGAGGAUUAUUUUGUACCAGUGAAGGGCGAGCUGUGGAUCUACCAGUUACAAUUACUGCUUAUCACACUUUUCGCCAAAUAGAACAGCAGGCAGCCAAUUUGUUCCGACUUGGAGGAGAAAGACCGCAUGGAACAUUAUUAAAUUUUCUUGGAUUGAGAAUACAACAGGAGUUACAUAAUUUCCCCGAAGAUCAAAGGUACGACGCGGCAAGAGUGAUGUUUGGGUUAUCAAAUAUUCUGAGAAAUCGUGUUGGUGACGAUCUUACUCUUGCAAGUGCUGAUCAAUAUGGGAGUUAUAUCGAGCUACCUGGUGGGAGCGUUCGAGUUCCUUUGGGAUACGUUGGUAUAAUGGCCCCAUUGAUCCGAGAUCUGCCAGAUAAUAGUAUUCGUUAUAAUAAACCAGUUAAUGUUAUACGAUGGGGGACAGGUCAGGCGGGUGCUGGGCGAACUUUAGUUAAAUGUUGUGAUGGAGAGGAAAUAACUGCAGAUUACGUAAUUGUAACAAUGUCCUUGGGAUGCCUUAAAUGUCAAGCUGAUAAACUAUUUGCGCCACCUCUUCCAGCAUGCAAACUAGAUGCUAUCUGUUGUCUGGGCUAUGGAUUAAGCGACAAGAUAUUUCUAGAGUAUGCCGAGCCCUUUUGGGUAUGUCACGAAGGCAAUUUAAAAAUGGCUUGGUCAGCUGAAGAACUUCAAUGCAGAUGUGAUUGGAGUAAAGGUGUUUGUGCGGUGGAUGAAUUACCAGGAAGUAAACAUGUUUUAUGUGCUUGUGUUUCUGGCCAAGAAGCUGCUCAAAUGGAAUCAAUGCCUGAUAAUGAUGUAGCUGAAGGUCUAACACAGUUAUUGAGAAGGUUUACGGGAAAUCCUUGCUUACCAUACCCUCAGAUGUUGUUAAGAUCACGAUGGGCAUCGGAUCCCCAUUUCUGCGGAUCUUACUCUUACAUGGGCUGUUGCUCAACGGUUAGCCAUCAAUGUGAGCUAGGCACUCCUGUACCAGGUCCUUGCGACUCCCAACCUCCGAAAAUAUUAUUUGCUGGAGAAGCCACUGUGCCUGGAUAUUUCGCGACAACCCAUGGGGCAAGGCUGAGUGGUAUUCGAGAAGCAGAAAGAGUUGUUCUGUUGACUAAGAAAUUUGAAGGUCCACCACGUUGA